GCGAUCCUUUUGAGCGUAUACUCGUUCAUAUCUUGAUGCACAUUGGGAACCUUGAGUCUCCCCUCAGCCCCAAAACAACCUUAGCCUCACUCGCUUUUCGCCGUUUGGGCUUGAGCGGUGCGUCAUCGGCUUAACAAAUACUCCGUGCACAGCACCACACACACACACACACAGACAGAAUGUCUCCUCCGGUGCCUGAGCAGCAGCCACAGCAGCCUGGCCAGCAGCAGCAGUCUUCGGCUGUGUCGUCUUCUGGUAGCGCCAGCAACGACUCCAAGUCUGCCACUCCUGCGCCCAGUGCCGCCUCAAACACUUCUCAGAGCAGCGCUGCUCCCUCGACAAGUUCUGAUGAUAACCUCAUCUGCCGAUGGAAUGCCUGCAGCCAAAAGUUUACCACUCCAGAGUCGCUCUAUGAGCACAUCUGUGAGCGUCACGUUGGUCGCAAGAGCACCAACAACCUCAACCUGACUUGUCAGUGGAACUCUUGCAGGACCACCACCGUCAAGAGAGACCACAUCACUUCGCACAUCCGGGUCCAUGUGCCCCUGAAGCCUCACAAGUGUGACAUGUGCGGCAAGUCUUUCAAGCGACCCCAGGAUCUCAAGAAGCAUGUCAAGACUCAUGCCGAUGACUCUGUCCUUGUCCGGCCAUCUCAGGAUCCUCAAGGUGGACUCAACUACAGGCCACAGCCUCCCAAGGGCCCCUCUAGCUAUUAUGACCACAAUGGCCAGAUGCGAACUAACGCCGCUGCCUUCACCCAUCAGGCUGGGCAUCCUAGCGGUUACUAUGCUCCCCAACCCUCUACCAACUAUGGCCUCUAUUUCAACCAGCCGCCCAUGAACAACGCCCGCACCGAGCACCUUGGCUACAGCGCCGCCCCCGGCGGUUAUGAUCGAAAGCGCGCUUAUGACAUGGUCGACGACUUCUUUGGCAGCGCCAAGCGUCGCCAGAUUGACCCCUCCUCGUAUGCCCAGAUUGGCCGCUCCUUGAUGCCUCUUCACGGAAACCUGUCCAUCCCCAACGGCCCCAUGGCCGCCACAGAACAGUACAUGCCUCAACCAGCUCCCCCGUCCGCCGUGCACGCUGGCCCUGCUCCCAGCAACCCCCUGGCUCAGCAGUAUUAUCUCCCCAUGCCCAACGCGCGCACGCAGAAGGAUCUCAUCCACAUCGACAACAUCCUUGGUCAGAUGCAAGACACCAUCUACGAGAAUGCCAGCCAUGCUACUGCUGGCGUUCACGUCCACGGCGAGGGCUUCAACGGCUACCGCAACACUCCUUCGCCUCCUACUUCUCACCGAUCACCAGGAGGCAUUCCCGUGACAGCCGACGGCUACCAGUCAGUGUCUGCAGCUACCAUGGCCUCGCCCCUGACAGCCAUCUCCUCCACCGGCACUCCCGCCGUCACUCCUCCCUCUAGCUCCAUGUCGUACACUUCCGGCCACUCUCCUAGCCCAUCCUCCUCGGGCAUGUCUCCUCAGUCUCGCCACGGCUCAACAGCCUCGGUCAUGUAUCCCACUCUGCCCACAAGCCUCCCUGCAGUUAGCCAGGGCUUCGGUCACUCCGCUACCACCACUCUGGGACCCAGCUUUGAGAGCAACGAGCGCCGUCGCUACUCUGGUGGUAUGCUUCAGCGGGCACGAGGACCUCUGCCUCUGCCUCAUGAGGAUACCAGCGGUGCCUCGACUCCUAAGGCGAGCGAGUCUGCCCUGUCGGUUGGCUCACCAUCCUCUGAGUCUGAUGUUAGCGACGCGACCCGCGAGCGCGAGGAGCAGUAUGACCGAUGGCUCGAGAACAUGCGAGUCAUUGAGACUCUGCGUGAGUAUGUCCGAGGACGUCUUGAACGCAAGGAGUAUGUUGAGGAGGAGAACCGGCGACCAAGCAUUGCGGAUGUCAUGGAUGUUGAUCCCAAGAGCCCCAGGGGCCCCAUCCGAGAACUGGGUACUCCUCGUGAGGGAUCCUCACUGUACCCCAUCCUCCGCAUGCCUGGUGCCUAGGCUGCUCUCUGAUGCGGCUGCUGGUCUUGCUGUAUUUGUACUAUUUUCCUUGACAUUCGGGGACUGCUUGAUACGGGUCUUUUUCAAUGCAACGUGUCAUGACUACAUGGUUGGUCUUGAUAUUGUUGUUAGGUUAUGUAGCAUUUGUUGCGGUGUGCUGGAACACUCUUGGUUGAAAACCUGGCCUAGCCAGGAGGCUUUACUUGACUUUACGGGUUGGUUAUGAGUUCGGUAUAUUACGCUAUGGAUGAUGAUUCCAAGAUGCAAAAACACAGUCAGAUUCUCGAUUUGGUUAUAUUCUUUCUCUUCUCGGCGGCCACCGUGCCGCUUCUGGACGGCAAUGUAUCUAUGUAUUGGAUGUCUUGUUUUGGUCGGUGGAGGCUAUGACGGUUAUGAACAUUGGUUGGAAAAGACGGUUCGGAUAUGGACGUGUAGGAAAACUAUCGACAUGAAUUUCAAUCUCGUUGCCGCUGAGGCAGAAUACCAAG
Fusarium vanettenii 77-13-4 is the source of this 2482-nucleotide messenger RNA. RefSeq lists its product as uncharacterized. The coding region runs from base 180 to 1994 and encodes 604 amino acids. The transcript has 4 exons. Gene Ontology annotation, biological process: positive regulation of transcription by RNA polymerase II. NCBI's taxonomy places the organism in Eukaryota, Fungi, Ascomycota, Sordariomycetes, Hypocreales, Nectriaceae. Gene Ontology annotation, cellular component: nucleus. The record is from RefSeq and is a predicted model, not a curated record.